Molecule: messenger RNA, 420 nt
Organism: Ophidiomyces ophidiicola
Lineage: Eukaryota; Fungi; Ascomycota; Eurotiomycetes; Onygenales; Onygenaceae
Gene: MMS2
Product: E2 ubiquitin-conjugating protein mms2
Exons: 5
Coding region: 1-420 (139 amino acids)
Biological process (GO): protein K63-linked ubiquitination; DNA damage tolerance
Cellular component (GO): nucleus
Source: RefSeq, a predicted model, not a curated record
AUGACGGCAAAGGUGCCACGAAAUUUUCGGCUGCUAGAGGAGUUGGAGAAGGGGGAGAAAGGCCAAGGUCCAGAGGCUUGUUCGUAUGGUUUAGCGGAUGGCGAGGAUAUUAUGAUGAGAAAUUGGAAUGGCACGAUUCUAGGCCCACCUCACAGCGUACACGAGAACCGUAUAUACUGCGUGAACAUCCACUGCGGCGAUGACUACCCUGAUGCACCGCCAUCGAUUCAGUUUGUUUCCAAAAUAAAUUUGCCGUGUGUUGAUCCGCGUUCUGGAAAGGUUGACCCAACGAGGCUUCCCUGCUUAGCGGAAUGGAAACGAGAGUUUACUAUGGAAACUAUUCUCCUCGAGUUAAGAAGGUAUAUGGCACUUCCGCAGCAUAAGAAACUUCCCCAGCCACCAGAAGGCGCCACCUUCUAA